Henningerozyma blattae CBS 6284 is the source of this 2031-nucleotide messenger RNA. RefSeq names its product Kar3p (gene KAR3). The record is from RefSeq and is a predicted model, not a curated record. Gene Ontology annotation, molecular function: microtubule binding; ATP binding; microtubule motor activity. Gene Ontology annotation, biological process: microtubule-based movement. Lineage: Eukaryota; Fungi; Ascomycota; Saccharomycetes; Saccharomycetales; Saccharomycetaceae. The transcript has a single exon. The coding region runs from base 1 to 2031 and encodes 676 amino acids.
AUGGAAAAUAGAAUUAAUAUUAAAAUAAAUGAAAUUAUUUCUUCUGGAAAAAUCUCUCACAAAAGAAAUGAGUUUUUAUCUAACGAGUCUCAAGUGAAAAAGCAGAAAUAUGAUUCGUCGAUAAAUCGAUCUGGCGACAUAUCACUAACCAAGAGGCAAAUCGAUGAGAGGAAGCAGCUAAAUGAUACAUACGAGGAAAUGCAGUCUAAAAAAAAACUUUUAGAAGAAGAAAGGGCUGAGUUAGAAGCUAUUUUAAAUGAAAAAAGAGUAUUUUGGGAUGAAAGAUCAAUUGGAAAUGAUUCUCUAAUUACAGAUUAUAGAAAUAUGACUAAAGAAUUAUCUAAACUGCCUCAAAUCCAAGCAACUCGAAUAUCUGUUCUUCAGAAUGAUUUUAAGAGUGAAAAACACGUAUUAUGCAAACAAUAUAAAGAUAAAACAGAAGCAUUAAGACUAAAAUAUGAACAUAUAUUAAAUAAAAUGGAUUAUGAAGGGAAAAUAAAACUGGAAAACCAACUUAACAUGUCUCAUAAUAAUAUAAAAAAUGUAGAAAAAGAAAUCAAAGCUAUUGCGCUAAAAUACAAAGAUGACUUGGAAACUAUUAACCUCCAGUUUAAUGCUUGGAAAAAUGAUUUUAACAACAAUUUUCACGAACUUCUCGAUGAUAAUAUUAAAAAGAAAGAUACAAUUGAAAAUUUACAGAAAGAUAUCUCCGAAAUUUGUAGAGCUAAGAUAAAUACUCGAGCAGUACAUCUGCAAGAGUCUCUUCAAAAUUUAGAACAGGUUACUUGCAAUUUAAAAGAAGCAACACUAAAAUACCCUAAUAUCCAAGACCAUAUUGAUAACCUACAAAAUAGCAUUAAAAAUGAAUCCAUUCUUAUUGACUCUUAUAAGGAUAAGAUAAUACGGCAACAGAAUCUAAUACCUCUACAUAAAGCGGAUGCAAUUGAACAAGAUACAGUAAGGUUAGUUCUUCAUAACCAAUUACAAGAUCUUCGAGGAAAUUUUCGUGUUUAUUGUAGAGUACGUCCCCCAUUAAAAGGGAUUGAACCAUUAGAUACUAGUCAUAUAUUAAUUAACGCGUUUAAUGCUGAGUUAGGAUCACAAUCUAUUGAAGUAGAAAAAAAUUGUAAUCUAACCCCAAUCAAAUAUUCAUUCGACAAGGUCUUUUCACAAACAGAUACAAACCAGGAGAUAUUUAAGGAAGUAUCCGAAUUAAUCCAAAGCUCUUUAGAUGGAUUUAAUGUUUGUAUAUUUGCAUAUGGUCAAACUGGUUCUGGUAAGACAUUUACUAUGUUAAAUCCAAAAGAUGGCAUUAUACCGUCUACUGCUAAACAUAUUUUUGACUGGAUUGAUAAUUCUGCUAAAAAUGGAUGGAAAUAUAACGUUACAUGCGAAUUUUUGGAAAUAUACAAUGAUGAAAUUUACGAUUUAUUAAGGUCUGAUGAUAAUAAAAGUAAUUCGUCCAAUGGGCCACGCCACAAGAUUCACCAUGAUGAUGCUUCAAAAACAACCGUAGUUGAAAAUUUGGAAACUAUUACACUGACCUCAAAAGAAUCAGUAGAUGCUGUGUUGAAGAAUGCCAUGAAAUUAAGAGCUACAGCAUCUACUUCAUCGAAUGAAAGAUCAUCCCGUUCACAUAGCAUAUUUAUUAUUAAAAUACAUGGAAUUAAUGAAGGGUUAGGUGAAGAAAGAAAUGGCCUGCUCAAUUUGAUUGAUCUAGCAGGUUCAGAAAGAUUAAGCGUUUCAAAAGUUCAAAGUGAAAGGAUUAAAGAAACACAGCAUAUAAAUAAAUCUUUAAGUUUCCUUGGAAACGUGAUGAAUUCUCUUGGGAGCCCAGAUGCUACUACAAGACAUAUUUCAUUUCGUGAUUCAAAACUAACUUAUCUAUUACAGUAUUCAUUGACAGGUAACUCUAAAACUCUCAUGGUAGUUAAUAUUUCAUCUUCAAGUGAUCAUAUCAAUGAAACAAUAAAGUCAUUAAAUUUUGCCAAAAAAGUUAACUCUACAAAAAUUAUUAAACGAAAAUCAUAA